AACUUGCCGUGUUUAGCCGUGAAGACUCAACUCAAGGUCAAUAAUGGACGAAUCGAAAGGAGCCAUAAACCUAUUCAAACCCGAAGAUCAUGAGCUUUCUCCAAGCUUUCGUUUGACAAAUUUCACAAAACUAAAAGGAUGAGGAUGUAAGGUCCCUCAGGAACAACUUCGCAAGUUCCUGAGCGGACUAGGAGUCGAAAACGGCGAAGGUCAAAUUGGGAUAGGGCUGGACUCCUGCGUACUUCCAACGCGACACAAGGGUGUAAAUCUUGUUCAAACUACCGAUUUCUUCUAUCCGUUAGUAGACGAUCCAUAUCAGCAAGGAAAGAUUGCCUGUGCUAACGUGUUGAGUGAUUUGUAUGCAAUGGGAGUCAGUGACUGUGAUAAUAUGUUAAUGUUGCUUGGGGUCAGUACUGAGAUGACAGCAAAACAACGUGAGGUGGUAACAUCUUUGAUGAUCAAGGGAUUUAAUGACCUUGCAAAGGAAGCUGGGACAACUGUGAAUGGUGGACAGAGUGUGCUUAAUCCAUGGUACAUCAUUGGUGGGGUUGCAACAUCAGUAGUCUCUUUAACUGAGUUUAUUAUGCCUGAAAAUGCAGUUGAAGGAGAUGUUCUUGUUUUGACAAAACCGCUUGGAACCCAGCUUGCUGUUAAUGCUCAUCAAUGGUUGGAGCAGCCAAAAUACUGGGAAAAAAUCAAGGAUGUAGUAAGUGAAGCAGAUGUCAAGAAGGCAUACCAAGAUGCAAUGUUCGGUAUGGCCCGGCUGAACAAGACUGCUGCUAAACUCAUGCAUAGGUUCAAUGCUCAUGCUGCUACUGAUGUUACUGGCUUUGGAUUAUUAGGACAUGCUAAAAACCUUGUGGGCAAUCAGAAAGCUGAAGUGUCCUUUAUUAUUGAGUCCUUACCAAUCUACAGACACAUGACAGCAGUGGCCAAAGCAUCACCAAUCAAUUUUAAACUAUUGGAUGGAUAUUCUGCAGAAACAUCAGGUGGUCUUUUAAUUGCUAUGACUCAAGAUGAUGCAGAAUUAUUCUGUGACGCUUUUCAAAAAGAGGAUGGUCAUUCAGCAUGGAUAAUUGGCAAAGUAGUUAAGGGAACUAGAGAUGCAAUGGUUGCAGACAAUGUCAAUAUUAUUGAAGUGUAGUAGUCUGUUUAAGGCUGUUUGGAAUUUCAGCUUUUCAUAAAUGGCAGUAGAUGGUCAUCAAAUUAAUGAAAUUAUAUUAACAAUAAAAAUAAAUAACAACUAUUUACAAGAAAACAUAGUACCAACGUUUCAAUAAUUUCUUACCUACCUAUAAUGAUAUUACCUUGGUAAAGUACAAUACAUGUAACUAAGUGUA
Molecule: messenger RNA, 1340 nt
Organism: Dendronephthya gigantea
Lineage: Eukaryota; Metazoa; Cnidaria; Anthozoa; Malacalcyonacea; Nephtheidae
Product: selenide, water dikinase-like
Exons: 4
Biological process (GO): L-selenocysteine biosynthetic process
Cellular component (GO): cytoplasm
Molecular function (GO): selenide, water dikinase activity; ATP binding
Source: RefSeq, a predicted model, not a curated record